ACCUUAUCCAAUACGUUUUCAAAUGAAAAUUUUCCCAUCACAAAACAUCAUCAACCGUUGGAUUCACAUCGAGACAAAACAGAUCAACGGCUGAAGUCAAUCCGUAGACCUUAAAAUAACCAACAAAACGGCGAAGCCGCAGAAAGGAUAACGGAAGCCGCUUUUGCUUUUACGGAGAAAGCAGAAAGUCAUCUCUUCAGUUUUUAUGUAUUUUGGUUUUCAUUUGGAAUAAGGCAAAGGGGUUCGAAUUUUCGAUCCGGGUUUAGGUUGUUCGUUGUGAGAAAAACGGGAAAAAAGAAAUAGCUAUGGCUGAGGUUUUGGGGAAGGCGAAUCUGUUUACAACUUGUGACUAUGGUCAGAAGAAGAAUCAAGGUGGUGGAGUUUCUUUGUUUUCUGAGAGGAUUUCUGGGUUUUGUUUAAAGAAGAAUAGUUUUCCUUCUGUGAAGGUCCAAUCUCAGGCUUUGAGGACUGAUUUUAAUGGAAAACAAUUGUUUUUUUUGGAUAAGAAAAGUGUGAACAAGAGACGGUUUUGUCAAGUUCCCAUCAAAGCACAGAUGCAGACUGGCCUUAUCGGCAGAAGUCAAAAGUGGUGGGAGAAGGGGCUGCAACCAAAUAUGAAAGAGGUGACAUCUGCCCAAGACCUGGUAGACUCUCUUAUGAAUGCUGGGGAUAAACUUGUUGUAGUAGAUUUCUUCUCCCCUGGUUGUGGUGGCUGCAAGGCUCUCCAUCCCAAGAUAUGUCAAUUGGCAGAGAUGAAUCCAGAAGUGCAGUUGCUUCAGGUGAAUUAUGAGGAACAGAAAUCAAUGUGCUAUAGUCUGAAUGUCCACGUGCUGCCUUUCUUCCGGUUCUAUAGAGGAGCUCACGGGCGUCUAUGCAGCUUUAGCUGCACCAAUGCCACGAUCAAAAAAUUCAAAGAUGCAUUGGCCAAGCACACGCCAGAUCGGUGCAGCCUAGGGCCAACAAAAGGGCUCGAGGAGAAGGAGCUUUUGGCAUUGGCUGCCAACAAAGAUCUUUCCUUCAACUACACACCAAAAACAGUUCAACCUUCACCUGUUCCUGCACAGGAAGAGAUUCUGGUAUCAAAAGAAGUUCUAUCUGAUUCCGGGACAAAGCUUCCUUUCCCUCGUCCUGCAACAUCCUUAAAGCUUAAAGAGAGUGAGGAGAAAUCCAUGGUUGGUGCUGGGAGAUGAUUUUAGUUUUUUGCUAGCCAUAUUCUCCUCGCUAUUGUCACUGUACAGUUGCUACAGUACUAUUUCCAUGUUCGUCUUUCAUGUACUAAUAUUAAUGUUCGAAAUGAACAACAUAGUAGAGGCUAAGCCAUACGGCAUCCUGUCUUCCCAUGGAGUUGCAGGCUUUUGGAUUUAUUUUUUUGGAUCCUAGCCUGCUUGAUUCAAGGGUGUUUGAAGAGCAACUAGCUGUGUAUAUGUUGAGUUGUUUUUUUUACUGUUUAAAGGAAACCCCCUUCGGUGAAUGUAAAAAUCUUAGUAUGUAUUGUUAUAGAAAUUGAAAGCCUUUUUAUUUUCUUUUUCUUUUUUUCCCCUUUUUUGUGUUGGAAACAGAAUAUCUGUACUGGAUAAUAUAAUACUAUGAAUGAUAAUUAAUUACUA
Molecule: messenger RNA, 1607 nt
Organism: Theobroma umbraticum
Lineage: Eukaryota; Viridiplantae; Streptophyta; Magnoliopsida; Malvales; Malvaceae
Gene: ACHT4
Product: atypical CYS HIS rich thioredoxin 4
Biological process (GO): cell redox homeostasis
Cellular component (GO): chloroplast
Source: RefSeq, a predicted model, not a curated record